Molecule: messenger RNA, 2325 nt
Organism: Stomoxys calcitrans (stable fly)
Lineage: Eukaryota; Metazoa; Arthropoda; Insecta; Diptera; Muscidae
Gene: sra
Product: protein sarah
Exons: 2
Coding region: 244-990 (248 amino acids)
Biological process (GO): calcium-mediated signaling
Cellular component (GO): nucleus; cytoplasm
Molecular function (GO): nucleic acid binding; calcium-dependent protein serine/threonine phosphatase regulator activity
Source: RefSeq, a predicted model, not a curated record
UCGAAUUUUAGAACCCUUGUAUCUUCGUUGCUAAAUAAAAAUAAAGAAGAGACCGAGCAAUCAGGCACAAAUGCGUUAGGGAAAAUAUCGUGGGAACUGAGAAACUAAUUGCCUGCUAGUGACCAGAUAAAGAAUUUUUGAAUAAACUGUAAGCACCCAAGAGCCAACUUUCUACGUCUUUCCACAGUUUCUACUCCUUUCUUUCCCUUCAUUGGAUACUCAUUACACACACACACACGAAAAAUGACAUCUACACCACCAAAGAAUAACUGCAAAUUGAAAUCGAGCCACAACAGCAGCGGUUCAGCUAGCAUCGAUAAGCUAUCUCCGGAUCAGGAUGUGUUUAUUAAUCCCACUGACGGUUUACCCAGCCAACACCCGACGCUGCCCGAUGGCGAAGUAGAUAGCAACAGCGAACCUGAAGUAGAUCCCGAUUCAUUUGAUGAUUUGCCCACAUCCAUCAUAGUAACUAACAUACAUUCAGAAGUUUUCACCAAUCCCCAGCUGAAGCAGGAAAUGGAGGAUCUCUUUCGAACAUUCUGCGAAUCGGCGACGUUUCAAUGGCUGCGCAGCUUCAGGCGCCUAAGAGUGAACUACGACAAUGCAAUUGCCGCUGCAAAUGCACGCAUCAAACUGCAUCAAUACGAAUUCAACAAGAAGACAGUCAUCACUUGUUAUUUUGCCCAGCCGGUUACACCUGUAUCAAACAAGAAUCUACAGCCGCCAGCACCAGUUAAACAGUUCCUAAUAUCGCCUCCUGCUUCGCCGCCGGCCGGUUGGGAACCCAGGGAAGAGAAUGAGCCCUUAGUUAAUCAUGAUCUGUUAGCAGCUUUAGCCAGUCUCACGCCAGGGGAGUCACACGAACUGCAUCCGCAAAGUGAGGACCAACCAGCUAUAAUCGUGCACACAGCAAUGUUACCCGAAAGCACUGCAGACGGUGCACGUCCCAAAUUGCCAAUUGUUCAAACCAAAUGCCCAGAAAGGGCGUAAAUGUUUAUAAUCAUAUGGCUGGCUUUGUUUUUGAAGGAUGGAAGGAGAGAUAGCUCUUUGGAGUCGUUCAACGAAAUGUUUUCCUCAAGCAUUAUAAUUUUGUGUUUAUGCUAUUCUGGACUCUUUCUUCACUUGAGGAUAGUUCCCAACAUUCGCUCAGAGAUAUGACAUUACUCGAUGAUGUUCACCAUGCCACACACAAGAUAACUGCAAAUGCAAAGCCUACUUAUAGGAGGUGUUCGCAAAGGAAUUGAGUAGUGAUCUAUUUUCUCUUGGCCAUGCAGUGGAAUUUUUGUAUGUAUGAGGCUGUUGUUUGUUUUAAAACUAAAGCUGUAACCAAAUUGUUUGAAAAACCAAACCAAGAAAACAAAAAAAGAAAAAAUGUUACAAAUAUCAAAUAAUCUUGAACAUUAUCCAAAUUCUAAUUGUUUUGAGUUAUCCUUACGAAUUUAUUAUUGUAUUUCUCAUUAAUUCUUUUAAUCUCCUUUUCAUAUUACCAAUUACUCUUAAUAUGUAGGUGUAUACUAAAUUGGAACAAGGAUUGUGAUGAAUAAGUCAAAAUUAACGAAACAAAACUAUGUGUCCCCGAAAGAAUUCUCCUUUUGGUUAAGGUUAAGUGCUUUUAGUAUUAGGAUUGGAACACUGUGCUAUGAAAUGUAAAAUUAUUGCCCAUGAAAUAGUUUCAGUUAUACUCUCCUCUCGCUGAACAUCGCUUUUAGUGCCCAUAGUGUGAAACUAAUAUUUAUUUUUUUCUUUAUAAUUUUAUUCUAGGAUUCAUUUUUCUUUUAUCCCAAAUGAAGUGUCUAAAAAUUUAAUCACGCUUAUUCCGGUUGUCGAAAAUCGAUAGCAGUCAUAGUGGAAGGCGAAUUUCACAUUUUGUGGUAUUUUGUAACUUAUUCGCCUUCGACAGUUUGAUAGUAGAAAACCAUUGUGGUAAUUAAAAAAUAAUAAUAUAAAGUAAUGUAGGUUAGAAUGCAAUUAUUUGAUAUAUAGAUCGUUCUGUCAAAUUUGACUGUCAAAUUCGACUUAUGUGAUGCCAAGAAUGUAAACGAAUUUUCGUCUUCGACAACCAUAAUACCAUAUUGUAAAAAUUUCGACUACGCCAUCGCCAACCGGAAUAAGGGGAAUACAUUUUUCAUCAUUUCACAUUCAUGAUAAGAUCUCUUGAAUCAAACAUUUUGUUUAUUUACUUAAAGUUUAUUUAUGAACUAUUGAAGAAGUGUGAACCAUACGCACCAUUCUAAUUUAGAAUAUAGUAAUAAUUUGUAUCCUUAACAAUUAAAUUAAAUAAUGGGAGAACUUUUGGAAAAAAUAUUCAUGAUGCCCUUCCUCAAA